CGCGGACACAAAUCAUAUGACUCCCGCAUAUAACUCUGAUUGUCGUUUUCGCUACAGUCAUUCAUAGUGCAGUGGUGGACAGUGUUGCACUUCCCAGAAGAUGUUUGCUUCUCGGAAUGGCUUCGUUCAGUUCUGUACGUGGAUGUGUUUGUGUCUCCGUUUGAGCGGCGCGGAUGAUUACGUCUUGGACGACAAAGUUGGGUUGGGAAGGCGAUUCGAUGGGAUUGGUGGUUUAAGCGGCGGCGGAGCGACAACUAGGCUGCUGGUCAACUACGCCGAACCGUACCGGAGCCAAAUAUUGGAUUACCUAUUCAAGCCAAAUUUCGGUGCCUCCUUAGACAUCAUCAAAGUCGAAAUUGGAGGCGAUGCUCAGACCACUGAUGGAACGGAGCCUUCGCACAUGCAUAACGAAAAUGACGAAAACUAUUUCCGGGGUUAUGAGUGGUGGCUCAUGAAAGAAGCGAAGAACCGCAACCCCAACAUCACUCUAGUUGGAUUGCCCUGGGCAUUCCCUGGUUGGGUUGGGCAUGGAACCAACUGGCCUUAUGACUAUCCAGACAUCACUGCCUACUAUGUUGUUUCCUGGAUUAUUGGGGCAAAACAGUACCAUGACUUGGACAUUGAUUAUAUAGGGAUAUGGAAUGAAAGAAAGUUUAACAGCAAUUACAUUAAGCUUCUGCGUUACACCCUGGAUAAAAGUGGUUUGGAAAACGUUAAAAUCGUGGCCAAUGAUAACUUGUGGCAGCCCAUAUCUACGACCGUGCUUCUCGAUCAAGAACUCUCCAAAGCGGUUGAAGUCUUGGGGGCCCACUAUCCGGGCACCAUCACUGUCAAGGAGGCCCUAUUGACAGGGAAGCCCCUGUGGGCCUCGGAGGACUACAGCACCUUCAAUGACGACAUUGGCGGCGGAUGCUGGGCCCGUAUCCUCAACCAGAACUACAUCAAUGGCAAGAUGACAGCCACCAUUUCCUGGAAUCUGAUCGCCAGUUACUAUGAAGACCUGUCGUUUGGCCGUGAUGGACUGAUGACCGCUGAGGAGCCAUGGAGCGGAAACUAUGUGGUGGAGUCUCCUAUAUGGAUAACGGCGCACACAACUCAGUUCACCGAUCCGGGAUGGAUGUACCUGCAGACGGUCGGGCAUUUGGCGCAAGGGGGGAGUUACGUGGCGCUGACAGACGGACAGGGGAAUCUCACCAUCGUCAUCGAAACUAUGUCUCACAAUCACUCUCAGUGCAUAAGACCCCCACUUCCAGCUUUCAAUGUUUCCGCCCAGACUGCCCGCUUCCAGUUGAAAGGAUCCUUUGGGUCUGUAACAUCACUGCAAGUGUGGCACUCCAAAUUUGAUUUCAGCACUCAAAAUUCCACAUUCUUUAAGAAACUUGAACCCACCCAGCUUGUGAAUGGCUCCUUCACCCUGGACCUGGAUGUGGAUGAGGUGUACACACUAACCACCAUCACUACAGGCCAGAAAGGGGUCUAUCCUCCUCCACCUCCCACUGCCCCCUUUCCUAAAGUGUACAAGGAUGACUUCAAAGUCCGUAAUCCUCCCUUCAGUGAGGCGCCGAACUUUGCUGACCAGACCGGUGUGUUUGAGUACUUCAUCAACCUGACGGACCCAGGGCCACAUGUGUUCACAUUGCGUCAGGUGGUCACCCAGCGCCCUGUCACCUGGGCCUCGGAUGCCGACCAGACCAUCAGCGUGAUUGGUGACCACAGCUGGCAAAACUUGACAGUAACGUGUGACAUCUUCAUCGAAACUGUCAAGACAGGGGGGGUGUUCAUCGCCGCUCGGGUGGAUCAGGGGGGAGAGGCUGUCAGAAACACCAAGGGGGUAUUUUUCUGGGUGUUUGCGGAUGGCACCUAUAAAGUCACCAAUGACAUAGCUGGAAAAAGUGUGCUUGCUGAAGGACAGUCUGGAACACAAGCUGGGGUUUGGCACACGCUAAGCCUCACAGUCAAGGGUGACUUUGCUUCGGGAAUGCUGAAUGGAUACCCACUGUGGAAGUCGGCCGUGGUGCUACAGCCCAAGAACGGAUGGGCGGCCAUCGGCACCAGCACGUUCGAACUCGCUCAGUUCGAUAACUUUGAGAUUCAGGCAGAGUGACCGUGACGUUCCUGUGCAUCGCCAUGGUGGCUUCACAUACAUACUCAGCUACACAAGCAAAUGCUGGAACAUGAUCCUUUAUAAACCCAGGCUUCACGUUCGGUCAUCCCUCUCACGUCCAUGUGGGUGACCGCAAGAUACUUUGGUUUCUACUUCUCAGAGAUGUUCGGGUUAUGCGGUCAGGGAAUUUCCCAGAGUGUGUGACCAUACCAAUACAUUAUACUGUUUCACAUCAUGGAUUAAAAGUUUGUGAAAAUAAUAGAUGAAACACUGGUGACUUGGGGGAUUAUUGUGAUAAAAAAAGCCUUUAGUUAAUGAAGAUUGAAUUUGGCCCAGUUUAAUCUUAUAUCAAAAUGGUUGGAAAUUGUAUUGUCCUAAAACACGUGGAAUAGAUCACAUGUGUUUUUGGUUUCUCUCAUGUAGGGAAAUAAACCCCAGCAAGACCUUUGUGUGUUUCCUUCAUGAGACUCAUGUCUUACAUGCUAUCCCUUUAGUUGGAUGUAAUGCAUCUUAAAUCAAGCAUUGAGAUGAUGAACUGUGCCUUAGUGGAUUGAUUUAUUUUUUCUUAUUGAAUGAAAUUGAAAAGUGAUAUCUGCCAAAUGGUAUGGGGAAUGUUUUAUACAAUAAUGCUAUUGUGAUCAUGUGCCUUCAUUUUGCAUAAUCAGUUCCCCAACAAUGCAGCUCAUAAUUAAGGAACUGUGCAGAUGUAAUAAAACCUUAAUGUUUUGAUAAAGGGAACUUGACUUUUUCUCCUUGUUCAGAAAACAGCGAAAAAAAAUAAAUUCUGAAAUCCAUAUGUUUAAUACAGGAAGGAAUGCACUAAAUAUAAACUAUGAGGUAAAACAUACUGAUCAGCAGCACUUUAUUUGUUUGUUUGAAAUAAAGAAUUUUUACAUGUGGA
Molecule: messenger RNA, 3005 nt
Organism: Brienomyrus brachyistius
Lineage: Eukaryota; Metazoa; Chordata; Actinopteri; Osteoglossiformes; Mormyridae
Product: galactocerebrosidase-like
Exons: 17
Coding region: 101-2104 (667 amino acids)
Biological process (GO): galactosylceramide catabolic process
Cellular component (GO): lysosome
Molecular function (GO): galactosylceramidase activity
Source: RefSeq, a predicted model, not a curated record